This is a messenger RNA of Styela clava, 2672 nucleotides long. The record is from RefSeq and is a predicted model, not a curated record. Lineage: Eukaryota; Metazoa; Chordata; Ascidiacea; Stolidobranchia; Styelidae.
UUACUUCAGAUUAUUUACUCAAUGUAUAAUAGAUCACCUAAAAAUAUGGCAGGGAACAAGCGCGGAGGCGGAAGAUUUUAUAAUAAUCACAAUCGAAAUCAUAACCAAGGAAACAACAGAGUAAAAAUGGAGUCGUCUCCACAGAAACAUUCAACACCGCCGCCACCUAAAGAUAUUGUUUCUAAGAAAGAAUCAAAUACUGUUCACGUUACAAAUGAUCAUCCACAAGAAGAAGAAUCCACUCAAAGACCCGCGGAAAAGAAGUUCACACAAAGAAGUCGACUUUUUGUUGGAAAUCUUCCUCUCGAUAUGUCAGAGCAACAAUUUAAAGAUUUGUUUUCAAAAUAUGGAGAAAUUUCAGAAACUUUCAUCAAUGCAGGAAAAGGCUUCGGUUUUGUCAGAUUGGACACCAGAGCCAAUGCAGAGAAAGCAAAAUGGGAAUUGGACGGAAAACAAAUCAAAAACAGACAAGUGCGAGUCAGAUUUGCUUCCCACGGUGCUGCAUUGAGUUUAAAACAUUUAUCUCCUUGUGUCUCUAAUGAACUGCUCGAAACUGCUUUUACCCAGUUUGGACCGGUUGAGCGAGCUGUUGUCAUCGUUGAUGAUCGUGGCCGAGCGACUGGUCGAGGAAUUGUGGAGUUUGCAAGAAAAUCAUCAGCAACGAAAGCCCUUCAGCAGAUUUCUGAAGGAUGCUUUUUGCUUACCUCCUCGCCUCAAGCGGUCGUUGCUAAACCACUCGAACAAGAAGACACUGAGGAUGGUUUGAGUGAGAAAAAUGUCAACAAAAAUCAACAAUAUUUCCAAGAAAGAGAGGCACCUCCACGAUUUGCGCAGCCCGGUACAUUUGAAUACGAGUUUGCUUUGCGAUGGAAAGCUCUCGAUGAAAUGGAGCGACAACAACAAGAACAACUUGAUAAAUCUAUCUCGUCAGCUCGAGAGAAAUUAGAAGGAGAAAUGGAAAAUGCGAUACAUGAGCAUAAAACUAUGAUGAUGAAACAAGAUUUAAUCCGAAGGCAAGAAGAAUUGAACAGACUCGAAGAACAAAGACAGAGAGAGAUAGAAAGAAGAAAACAACUCGAAUUUGCUCGAGAAGAUGCUCACAAAAAAGAAUUGGAAGAUCUUGCCAAAAGACAGGAAAUCUUAAGAGCUAAAGUGGAAGGGAACUUCUCAUCAAUGCAAGGCCCUCCUCCACAAGAUAUGGGACCAAAUAGGAAUCAACCCCCGCCAAGACAUCCUGGUGAUUUUGGCGGGCCGACCAAUCAGAUGAUCCAAGACGCAAUUGCUCUAGAAAUGUUAGCCGGUGGCCAAGGGGGGGGAUUAGGACCUGCACCGAGUCGUCAGGCACGUUUUGAGCAAGGAAUGGGGCCGGGUAUGCCUCCCCCACCACCAGGACGGGGUUUUCCCCCUCCUCCAGGGGGUAUGGGUGAUUUUGGUGGCAAUAAUGGCCCUCCAGGACCAGGAUUUGGAGGCGGAAAUCAAAGAAGGGGGUUCGGAGGGCCGAUGGAGUAUGAUGGGCCCCAAAAAAGGCGUCGCUACUAAGUUACUAUGACACUGAGUACCAUAUUUAAUAUAAUGGUAACUGCAAACAGUUUUAUUGUAGCUUUUAGCAAGCUAUCUAUUACGUGUAGUUUGCUCAAUGCUAAGAGCAUUGCUCUCAGACUUGUAUAUACAUUACUUAUGUAUGGAAAUGGGAUAUCUCGCUCCAGACGCUAUCAACGUUGACUUCUUGUGUAGUUUCAUUUGCAUGGUUCAUCGAUAAAAGCGGUAAUUCUUUCAAGUAGGGAGUGGUACCGUAUUCGCUUGUAAAUUAUAAAAAAAGUAAAAAAGUGUAAGUUUCAUAGCAAGUUCAUAUGUUGUUUAACUUUCCAUCAUGUAUGUUUGUAAAAGUUUUAGAAAAGCUGACCAAUAUUGCAGCUAUGAUUUCUUUUGUUUUUCGAGUGCCAUCAUGGCUUCUGGGCUCUGGAAAAUAUUAUGCGCCUUUCAAGAUUUUUUGGAAGAAGUUUUAUUCUCAACAUGUUUAGACUUUUUUUUCUUAUCGUGAUAAGACUACAUAUUUUAGAAAAUUGUUUGUUAGUAUUUGAAAAAGGGAGUUUGCUCAAAGAAUAGUUUGGUAUGGAAAUUAAAUAAUUGUGAACGAACAGAGAAUGUGUGGCGAAAUUUUCUCUACACAGCGAAACAAAAAAUUUUGAAAACGUUUUAAAAAAUCUGUAGAAAUCUGAAGUUGGCCAAUGAUGGUUAAAUAUUCUAUAUUUUCAGUUGUAUCUGGAAAAUUGGCCGUAGGAAAUCUCGUCGCAUAGUAAAAAUCACAAGAGCAUUUAGCUGUUAAACAAGUAUUUGUGAUUAAAACAGUUAGGGUUUAUAGGGUAUGCUCUCAAAUAACGAAUCUUUUUUAAAUAAGGCUAUUUUUCAUACAGCGAUUUUUCUGACGAAAUUUCCCAGGGUGAGAUAUUCUAUGGCGAAGUUUCCUAGAACCUUUGUUAGCAUAUACUGCCUAACUUUUUAAUGCUCAAUAAAUAAGUAAAGUAAAAGGUAAUCAAGUAAUUGUCGUGUGAAAUGCUAUGAAGUUCUUCUUUCUUAUUCAGUCGUAUGUGUUUUUAUUAUCAACAUGUUGUAAAUAACAAUUUGAUGAGCCUUGUACUAAUCUUUUAAAUCAUAAAUAAAACAAGGAAAAU